Messenger RNA from Zootoca vivipara (common lizard), 608 nucleotides. It is a transcript of the gene POLR2F, whose product is annotated as RNA polymerase II, I and III subunit F. NCBI's taxonomy places the organism in Eukaryota, Metazoa, Chordata, Lepidosauria, Squamata, Lacertidae. Gene Ontology annotation, cellular component: RNA polymerase II, core complex; RNA polymerase III complex; RNA polymerase I complex. Gene Ontology annotation, biological process: transcription by RNA polymerase I; tRNA transcription by RNA polymerase III; transcription by RNA polymerase II. Gene Ontology annotation, molecular function: DNA binding. The record is from RefSeq and is a predicted model, not a curated record.
CUGAAAAAAUCGUUGCCGGUAGAACGUUUGCGAGGUUUGCGCGCGGUGGCCGGGGUGCUUCUUGGCUCCCUCGUGCGGGGCACCUCGCUUCUCGUCGGAGCCCUUGGUAUCGCGAGAGGUCGCGGCGAACCCGGAAAAGCCUCAGCAUGUCUGACAACGAGGAUAAUUUCGAUGGAGAUGAUUUUGAUGAUGUGGAGGAAGAUGAAGGACUGGAUGAUCUGGAAAAUGCUGAGGAGGAGGGUCAGGAAAAUGUAGAAAUCCUCCCCUCUGGAGAACGCCAGCAGGCAAACCAGAAGCGAAUCACCACUCCUUAUAUGACCAAAUAUGAGCGUGCCAGAGUUCUUGGUACACGUGCCCUCCAGAUAGCCAUGUGUGCUCCAGUGAUGGUAGAGCUAGAAGGAGAGACAGACCCAUUGCUGAUUGCAAUGAAAGAACUCAAAGCCCGGAAGAUUCCCAUAAUAAUCCGCCGGUAUCUGCCAGAUGGAAGCUAUGAAGAUUGGGGUGUGGAUGAGCUAAUUAUCACAGACUGAUCAGCUAUCCUUCUGUGCUCUGACUUCACUUUGACUGCAGAUGUUUUUAUUUUUGUGUAAAUAAAUACUAAAACCCCA